CCAGAGAGCAAGAAGCAAUAACAAACACACCUAACUAGCAGCGAGCUAACGCAACUUUGGGAAACUGAUCACACAGGCAAAGUGUCGCCUUUGCGGUGGACACACAUCUUCUUUGUUAAUAUACUACUAACUGUGUGUGAGACAACGUACACGGAUUACAAAGUAGACAUGCAGUAAUCCGUCACGUAGCUGCUAUUUGCUAAUACUAGCUAACGUUAAUCCUCCCUGGCGCCGUCGUUUCUGAGUGGAGUGACAAGUAGCCAGAAGCUUUAAAUAAUAAUAACACAUCUAACGUCAGUCGUUUCCCCCACGGUGCCAUGGGAUGUGACCGGUGAGAAGACCGGGUUUAACGUCACAUCACAGUCUUCACGGUGCCGGUACUAGCAGUGUUUCUAAGUUUAGUGCAACUUUAAGCGACCAAGGAUGGCUCACCAUGGUGUGUGGUGCACAGGAGCUCGAUUGAGUGUCCUUGUAAUGGUUUUCUGCAGCGUACUGGUUCCCUCACCCACACAGGCCUAUAUCUAUGCUCAUUAUAGCAAUAUGACCUCCAUGUUGUUUGAGGACCUGCCUGCCUUGUUCGGUUCCCCUCUUCCUAAGGAUGGACUAAUGGGAGUUUUGAUGGUGUCCCGCCCACUUAAUGGCUGUGCAGCAAUAGACCCUCCUCCUCCACUGCCACCAUCCUUUGAUGCCAACACCACCAAAUUCAUCGCUCUUAUCAGACGCUAUGACUGCAAUUUUGAUAUAAAGGUUUUACAUGCACAGCGAGCUGGGUACAGCGCUGCAAUCAUUCACAACAUGUACUCAGACACGCUGCUCAAUAUGAACUACAGCAAUGACACUAUUGCAGAGGAAAUUGAAAUCCCCUCUGUAUUUACCAGUUACUAUGCCUCCCAAAUUCUCAGGAAUUUCAUAAUUCCAGAACAAGGGGCCUACGUGAUCCUCAAGCCGGAGUUUGCUUUUCCACUCUCAUACUACCUAAUUCCCUUCACCGGAGUAGUUGGCAUGAUCAUUCUUGUGAUGUGUGUCGUCUUGAUUGUACGAUGUGUACAGUAUAGAAAAAGGCUGAGAAAAAAUCGUUUGUCCAAGGACCAACUGAAGCGAAUUCCAACCCACAGGUUCUGUAAAGGUGAUGACUAUGAUUUGUGUGCAAUCUGUCUGGAUGAUUAUGAAGAAGGAGACAAGCUGAGAGUUUUGCCUUGUUCACAUGCUUACCACUGCAAGUGUGUGGACCCUUGGCUCACACAGACCAAGAAGACGUGUCCUGUGUGCAAACAGCGCGUCACUCGGAAUAACACAGAGCACUCCGAGUCCGAGUCUGAGGAUGAAACUGGAAGACGUGGGGAGGAAGAAGGAACGGGGGGCGAAGCGGACACGGAGCGCACUCCUCUUCUUCGACCCUCCAACCCAGGGUCUCCCUCGGGGAGCCCAGCGGCCUAUUCAGCCACCACCACCACCACUACUGCCCAGUGCCUCGCCUCCCCUGCACUCUGCGACUCACCCAUCCUGGAUUACGAAGGCUACCACCCCCAUCUGGAGGACACGGACUCAGAAAGUGAUCACGCAGACCACACUGACACCACUCAGCUCAUUGGUAGGGAUGAAGUGGAGAUCUGAUGGCCCGAACAUAGCUGGUGUGAGAUUACUUAGUUUUACCUGAAGGGUAUCUUUGUGUCAUCAUGCGUGCUAUCACACUGUGCUUUUAAAUAGUUUGCAGAUUUGGGGUUAGCUAGACAUUUAUUGUAAGUGAAUCUUUUACCAAGUAACCAGAGGAGGUCUGCUCGUUAGUGUCAAAGCACAUGAAGCACUUGCAUUGAAGAGUUUUACUGAAAUCUAGCAUUAAGCAACCCCCAUCUAUACACACACACACUCACUCCUGGACUCCCAUAUUUGACUGCAGACCUCCUUUUUUAAUGCAUGUUUUAAUCCGUAACUUGCCCACGCCAGGUGACCUAAACAUUAGUGUUGCACAAAAAGAAUGGGCCACUUAAAUCUAAUGUGCUGUUAAAAUAGUGUGAGGUUUAGCCUGUGUUGCUAAACAGAAUGAAUUCUGUGCUCACACUUAAAGCGGAUCUUCUAAAUAUCUUCUCGUGAGGUUAUUUGUAAGGUUAUGGUGACUCUCUGUUGUCUUAAUCAUAAUAGAUUUAUAUCUGAAAGCCCUUUCUAUCAGCUUUGCAUCUAACAAGGCUGUGCACGUGGAGGUAAAAUGUUUGUCUUUAUUUUAUCUUUUACUACCCAUAACUCUCUUUUCACAUAUUUCAAAGCUAUAUUUCAGUUCUUUGAAAUGUCAGAUUUUCCAAAUUCCAUAGUUAAUAACGCCAUAAUAGAAUAUUGCAAAGAUGUUAUACAUUUCUGCUGCUUUUAAAUUGUUAUUGAUAAUUAUGUGUGAUCUGUUAAAGGUAAAUAUGUUUAGCUUUAUCCAGUUUGUCAAGUUGAACAAACUCAGGUUUUUAGUAACAACAACAAAUUGUCAGUUCGUAUUGUAACUGAAUAACAAAAUUAUAAUUAACAGGGUUUGGUCUUCUAAAUUGUUUUAGCUAUUUGAAACCGUAAGAUAUAGCUUGAUUGAUAUUUAAUGGUUGUUUUUCCAUUUUUAUAUAGACAGAAUCAUAACGUUUUGAAUCGCGGGACCCUGGACGUGUUUUUAGGAAAAAAAGAGCAUUGCCUUACAUCGGCCUUCUUGUACAUGUGUAUGUUAAAUGUUUGGAAAUUGAAGGGAAAGAUUUCACACUCCUUUUGUUUUUCUCUUGUUUUGCUAAUAUUUUAAUACUGCUGGUUAGAAAGCUUUGAUAUGUUCCCUUGUCUGUAAAUGUGCUCCACUUUUCUUUUUAUAGUGAUGAACAAGACAGAGACAGCCUGUGUUUUCCAGAUGUUUAAUGAUAGUAAUAAUACAGAUAGCAAGCCCAGACAUUUGCACCUAAAUAUUUGGACAAGCUCAGCAGCUGUCAAACAAUAUAUGUUUUGUUUCUCUAUUUCAUAAAACGAUCUGGAUGGAGUCCAAGAUGUUGAACUAUAUAAAGAGCAGUACAAAAAGAAACCUUUAAAAAAAGCUGUUAAAGCCAAACUUUUUCGCUGCUACAAAUAAAGGUACAGUGUUGAUACCUUGAUCUAACAUCGUAAACACAUCAUUUUUGUUUUUACUGUUGAUUACCUAACAGGGUGAGGUCAUUUUAACGCACUGUACAAAUUAACCCACAAUCCCUAUUUGCCUAGAUGGGGAUAUGCAAAUGUUGAUGAUGUUUCCUCUGUGUACAUUUUUCUUUUCUCCACCACAGUCAGAAAACAUUCUGAAAUCUGUAAUUUUAAUUUAGGGAAGCUGUCAUCUAUGAUUAUAAAUAGAUAUUUUGAGCAAUUGUUUCAUCAAUUACAAAAUGUAUAACCUUCACUUGGUUUAUACCACAUAGGACCAAACAUAUCCGCCCAAACAUCACGACUGCAUAUGGUAACAGAGGAAACACUUCACACGAUGCAUAUACGUCCUGUUGAUUGUUUCAGGAAGCCGCAUUUAGACUCUGAAAUCAUAACAUUCCAUCUUUAUAUUCUUCUGAUGAUCGAUUAAAGACUUAACACUAUCAAAAUCUCUUUGGGACUUGUUAGCAAUACUCUUUUGUUAUAAAAUAGAAAAAAAAAUUAUAUUUGCAUUAUUUGUACUGUUUGUUUCUUUUCCUUUUUUUGCUCUAUAUGUCUCAAUUUUAGAGACAACUGAAACAAAUGAAAAAAAUAUAAUCCCCAAAUUAUUAUUAUUCUGUUCUUCUUUUAGAAUGUGCCUAGUGUAUCACACUUAAAUAAUAAAUGUUCAGUGUCAAGUAUGAUUUCCAUGUAUAAAGCAGGUCAGAGAAUCAUUAGAAUGUCUGAACACAGUCUGGGAAGCUGCAUUUAAUGUGUGAUUUGUGGAAGAUUAAAUGAUAUUGAAACGGGA
Molecule: messenger RNA, 3916 nt
Organism: Anoplopoma fimbria (sablefish)
Lineage: Eukaryota; Metazoa; Chordata; Actinopteri; Perciformes; Anoplopomatidae
Gene: rnf167
Product: ring finger protein 167
Exons: 10
Coding region: 424-1614 (396 amino acids)
Biological process (GO): ubiquitin-dependent protein catabolic process; protein ubiquitination; positive regulation of DNA-templated transcription
Cellular component (GO): cytoplasm; nucleoplasm
Molecular function (GO): ubiquitin protein ligase activity
Source: RefSeq, a predicted model, not a curated record